CUGAACAGUACACAUAUAAUGAACAUUCAGUGCGUUUAUCGAUUCGUUUUAUCUUGUAUUUCAAAUCAUUUUUUCCUUAUCUGUACUCCGAAUACCUUUUACCCAAGACCACCAUUGUUAUCUAACACUUCCUGUUAGGUACAGAUAAGUAAGUUGUUUUAAACGCACAUUAUACCACGGGUAGUUUAUAUAGAGGAAAGCAGGAUUCAAUGUGUUUGUGUCAGGGGACCUGAGAGGCAGAAAAAAAAGUGAAAUUUCACUGAGAAAUGACUGAAAAAUAAGUUGUGGAUCAUCAAAAACAUACGGUGAAAGUUUUGGUUUCCACCUGAUAGGAGACAAAACAACCACAGAGAACAUUAAAAAAGAGCAGGGUUUAGUUUUAUCAUAACACAGACAAAAGUCAACAGAGACAGAACAGGAAACAAUGACAUCAACAAAACAGGGACAGGAAGUGGAUCUACCCAACACUGAACCAGAAGUAGUAUUACUGGGACACUCAACCAAUCUGACACAAGAAUCUUUAGACAGUGAAUCAAAAGAACAUUCUCCAUUGGAACAUCCAACGGAUCAGACACAAGAAAUGACUGACAUAGAACUAGAAACAUCAUCAUCAUCAACGCAUGGCCAGGAAGUGGUGUUUCCUCAUCCCAAACAGGAAAUGACAUCACCUCAACCAAAACAGGAAGUAGAAAUCCCUUAUACUGAACAAAAAGUAGAUUUACUAAAACAAAACAAUCAGGCACAAGAAUCAGUGACGGAAGACAAAGAUAUGAAUUCAUCCAAUAAGGUGAAGGAUGUCACCUCUGUUGCUAAGGCUUUAUCUACAGAGGACCAAAACCAAAAUGUCCAGAAGCGUCUUAAAGAAAUAUCUGAUUGCUGUCUUGUCCACAAAUCUGAGCAGAUAAUAUUGUUUUGUAAGUCAUGUGACAGACCUGUGUGUUCUCACUGUAUCAUAGACAGUAACCAUAGCAACCACAAGUUUUGUAAAGUUAGUGAUGUUGUCAGCAGUAAAAAACUGGAAUUGACAGAAAUAUUACAAAGUAAUGGCGAGGAAUUAUCUAGAGAUCUUAAAAACAAAAUCAAGGGCAUUGAAACACAGAAAGAGAAAGUGGUGGAGAAUUGUCAAGAAAUUUCUGAAGAAAUUUCUAAUCACAAAGCAAAACUAGCGCUAGAAGUGGAAAGAUGGUGUCAAGAUCUACAGUCUUCAGCGACAGGUCAUCUUCAAACACACACACAAUGCCUGGACAGUCAGAUGGUACAGUUACAGACAGUUAUCUCCAUCAUCAAAAUGUUUACAGAUAGUCCAACUUCCCUGAAGAACCUUGAUAAUACAAAGCUGCUUCUUGUCUUAGAAAUGCUUCACAAAUCCUCUGACCAAUCAGCCACAUCAGCUUUAGAGAUGGAGAAACCACUUGUUUUCACACCUGGAGAAGCCUGUAUCCAUUGUAAAGGAAGACCAUACGGACAUGUGACUGGGCUAGACAUAGAGGUGGUAUCUGACUCUGACAAUACGGAGGGGGUAGUUGUACCUCCGGGGAACAGCGUAGCCAAGGAAACUGAUGAUGAAUCAACAGACUCCGACAGUGUAUAUGAGGAUGCAGUAUCAGAUAUGAGAUACAAAUUCAAAGAUAAACCAAUUGAUAGAAUUGCUCCAAUUAGAAACAGAACUGCAUUUAUCCUUUCUGAGAGGAAGCUUUACCUUAUAGAUUUAAGCAAGACAAACAAAUGGACAGCGGAGCCUAAACCACUCAUGAGGGGUGUGGUACAAAUCACUCCAAUGACUGAACAUGGAAUAUAUGUACAAACAGCAUCCAGUACAGUCAUCAACAGAGUUACAGCACAGGGCAACGUCUACCGCUUUGCUGAUUUAGGUCAUCAAGAUUGGAAACUUCAAUUGGAACGCAUUGGAAUAGCAGAAUCUGGAAACGUUAUUUCAUGCACAGAGAAAUCCGUUUUGCGUGAUUACAGAGUAAAUAUAACAUAUUUUCAUGAAUACAACAAAGAUGGAGUUUUGGUAAAAUGUAUUGAUUCUAAACAAUAUUCCGAGUUUUCCAAAAAGAUACAAUCUUGUGAUAUUGUAAAGACAAAAUUAGCUGUGUUUUAUCUUGAUGCACCUUUUAGUUCUUCAAAGCCAAACAUAAAGGAUAUAGGAUGUGUAGUCAAUCUUCUGAAGCAAACAAGGUAUUAUGGAGCAAUAGGUUACAAACCAGCACAUCAGUUUUAUCCACGAGGGAUGUGUCAGGACGAGGCUGAUCACCUCAUAGUGUCCGACUACUGGAACCAUGCUGUACAUCAGUUGACCCCCGAGGGUCAAUUCAGAAAGUUCCUAAUGAGAGAAGAGGACGGUUUGACACACCCAAUAGCUGUUGCUAUGGACACGGAUAACUGCCUGUGGAUUGGUCAGCAAGAUGGAACAAUCCAUAUCAUCAACUACAGUAUGUCCCAUAAGUGUAUUGGAGAUGGAGACAGUUGGAUGAAAUUAACAAACAUCAGAUGCAAUGUAACUCAAAUGUUUAGCCAUUGAACUGAAUUGAUGUCCAAUGCCAUCCUUAAUACUCCAGGGGUUACACUCACUUUCGCUCUCUGCAUCCCUAAAAUAUAUCAUGACAAAAUCAAAGGCUCAUUGUGUGCCACCUUUUAGGAUUGGACCAUGAUAACUAUAUACUUAGUUAUGAACUAUUCCAACCUUUGAAAAAGCAGCUAUGGAGUUGGGAUCUCAACCGUUUCUGAGUUUUGAUGCAAGAACAAAUCCCAAGGAGCUUACAGGACCUUGGAGCAAUCCUGGUGGCAUAACUUUGUUUAUCUUUUCCUACCAAGCAAUUGUAUACAAAUGUACAUGGCUGUGGGUUGAGAAAUUCAGUAUGAUUUCUACUACAGUGUAUAUGACCCAGUGACUAAGUUCCACGUGACAGGGCUCUACCUCCGGGCCAAUACCACUGUAUUUGUCUACAUAAUAUUAAUGUGUAGCAGUUGCAUAUAUGGUGGUUUUGUAAGGAUCUUUAAUGUUUUUAUGUUAUACAUACCUGUGAUGACUUUUUGUUCUGAAGUAGGGAGAUUGGAUUUUUAGUAGGGAGAUUUUUAUUUAAUAAUCAUCCAUUAUUACCCUAUUUUUAGGGGAAAGAACAUCAUAUAUGUUUUCAGAUUCUCGAUCUAUUAAACUUAAAAUCCAGUGACUGAAGUCCACAAAGACAAGGCCGGACCCCAGGACCAAUUCUGGUAGCAUAAUUAUGAUUGAUACUUCAAGUUCAGCAUUUGUAUAUCCUAUGAAUUGGAGAUCUCAACCUUUUUCAUGUUAUCACAGAGUGACUAAUUGUCCCUGAGAGGUGGCUGGACCCCAAGGUUAAUCCUAGUCACAUCAAUGCAUUGUUUUCUCCCUGCUAAGCAAAAUACACUCAUGUAUCCGUAGGGCUAGGUCUAAAGUGUGACCCAGGGAUUAAGUUCCUAAUUUCCAUCCUUCAAGUUCCAUGGGUUACAAGCGUACUCAGUGAGUCUCACUUGUGGUAUCUGUAGGGGUGUCACAAUACGCCAAGAGUUUAUCACAAUAUAUUGCAAUACAGAAUGAAUAUAUUGCGAUAUACAUAU
Mizuhopecten yessoensis (Yesso scallop) is the source of this 3582-nucleotide messenger RNA. RefSeq lists its product as uncharacterized. Gene Ontology annotation, molecular function: zinc ion binding. Bases 425 to 2524 code for a protein of 699 amino acids. The record is from RefSeq and is a predicted model, not a curated record. The transcript has 3 exons. Lineage: Eukaryota; Metazoa; Mollusca; Bivalvia; Pectinida; Pectinidae.